AGGCACUGGAUUCACAGAGUGAACACCCUAGAACAAAGAAAAAUCAGCAAAACUUAGAAACCAAAUUUCGACUCUAUACAGAUACAACUGAACGCGACUGUCAAAUUUUUUUAAAUCAGUUGGAGACUCUUGACCAAUGCAGUUUCAAUGCUUCUCUUCCUCUGGCGAUAAUAGUCCAUGGCUGGUCGGUGGAUGGGCUAUUAGAAGGUUGGAUUUGGAAAAUGGCAGCAGCUCUGAAGUCUCAGCAUAAACAAAUGAAUGUGAUUGUUGCAGACUGGCUUACACUGGCUCACCAGCACUAUCCCAUUGCUGUGCAGAAUACACGCUAUGUAGGAAAGGAGAUAGCAGAAUUCCUGGAAUGGUUGGAGGAAUCCAUUCAAUUUUCCAGAAGCAAUGCUCACCUAAUUGGGUACAGCCUAGGAGCUCAUGUUUCAGGAUUUGCUGGAAGUUUUAUCGGUGGUACAAAAAAGAUUGGAAGAAUUACAGGCCUUGACCCUGCUGGUCCCUUGUUCGAAGGAAUGUCACCCACAGACCGUUUAUCUCCAGAUGAUGCAAACUUUGUAGACGCAAUUCAUACCUUCACUAAACAGCACAUGGGUCUCAGUGUGGGCAUCAAGCAACCUGUGGCUCAUUUUGACUUUUACCCCAAUGGAGGCACCUUCCAGCCUGGCUGUCACAUCAUGCACGUGUACAACCACAUCGCGCAGUACGGGAUCACUGGCAUCACUCAAACUGUGAAAUGUGCCCAUGAGAGGUCAGUUCAUUUGUUCAUCGACUCUCUGCUGCACAGUGAUAAGCAAAGCACAGCUUACUGGUGCAACGACAUGAACACUUUCAACAAAGGGUUGUGCCUCAGCUGCAGGAAGAACCGGUGCAACAGCCUGGGCUACAACAUCAGGGAGGAAAGGGUCCCAAAAAGCAGACAGCUCUUUCUGAAAACAAGAGCACAUAUGCCCUUCAAAGUGUACCAUUAUCAGUUCAAGAUCCACAUCAUCAAUGAAAUCCAAGGCAGGCCGAUAGACCCAGCAUUUACCAUGUCUCUGACUGGGACUAAGGAGGAUGCUAAAAACUUACCCAUCCCACUAGCUGAAGGUAUUACUGGGAAUAAAACCUACUCUUUUCUCAUUACCCUGGACACUGAUAUUGGUGACCUAAUAAUGAUCAAGUUCAAAUGGGAAGGAACUCCAGUUUGGGAAAACAUCUGGGACACAGUUCAAACCAUAAUGCCAUGGACAAAAGGCACCCGUCGACCAGGACUUAUAGUGAAGGCAAUAAGAGUGAAAGCAGGAGAGACACAGCAAAAAAUGACAUUUUGUUCCCAAACCAUUGACAACAUUCACCUUCAUCCCUCCCGAGAGAAGACGUUUGUGAGAUGCGAGGAUCGUUUUCAGAGACAAAACGCAAAAUGA
Molecule: messenger RNA, 1409 nt
Organism: Acanthisitta chloris (rifleman)
Lineage: Eukaryota; Metazoa; Chordata; Aves; Passeriformes; Acanthisittidae
Gene: LIPC
Product: lipase, hepatic
Exons: 8
Biological process (GO): lipid metabolic process
Molecular function (GO): triacylglycerol lipase activity; apolipoprotein binding
Source: RefSeq, a predicted model, not a curated record